AUGGACCCAGAGAAAAGAACCAAAUUCGGGAAUGUGAGUGACAUCCGCCUGCCAAAGAUGAUUGGGGUAAAAAGGAACAAUGACAGUGUGCACUUCAUGACCAAAAAGCUGAACAGCACGUGUUCUUCCACGUGCAAUCAGUUCUGUCAGCAUCCUGAAAGGGACAAAAGUGGGCAGGCGGGCGGCACGGCAGAGGUGCACAAGUUUUUCUUGGGGCGCCAGGUGCAGCUCUUGCCCUGGGCUCUCACUCUGCCCCUGGAUAUCCGAUUUUUUUCUCUAAUUCCAAGCGCAAGCACCGAUUUGAGCCAGAUGAACUUCCGGUGCCAAAGUCGGGCACAGCCUUAUCCGGGCCGAGUGCAGCAGUAUAAGGACUUCUUCAUAGGCUGUCACACCCUGUGCAAGAGUCAGACCCAGUCAGGACACAGCAUGGACAUGAGGGUCCCCGCUCAGCUCCUGGGGCUUCUGCUGCUCUGGCUCCCAGGUGUGCGAUGUGACAUCCAGGUGACCCAGUCUCCGUCCUCGCUGGCUGGCUCUGUAGGAGACACAGUCACCAUCAAUUGCAGAGCCAGUCAGAACAUUUACAGCAGUUUAAAUUGGUAUCAGCGGAAACCAGGAAAAGCUCCUAGGCUCUUGAUCUAUGGUGCAAGCAGUUUGCAGGCUGGGGUCCCAUCCAGGUUCAGCGGCAGUGGAUAUGGGACAGAUUUCACUCUCACCAUCAGCAGCCUGCAGCCUGAGGAUGUUGCAACUUAUUACUGUCAACAGGGUUACAGUUGGCCUCCCACAGUGAUACAAGCCAUGACAUAA
Molecule: messenger RNA, 804 nt
Organism: Chinchilla lanigera (long-tailed chinchilla)
Lineage: Eukaryota; Metazoa; Chordata; Mammalia; Rodentia; Chinchillidae
Exons: 5
Coding region: 1-804 (267 amino acids)
Biological process (GO): immunoglobulin production; immune response
Source: RefSeq, a predicted model, not a curated record